UUUCCCUCUUAUUUCAUCUCUUUCAAUAAUGGACGCCUACUAUUCCAACUUGUUGGAGAGGGAAUAUGGUAUUUCCAGAUAUGAUCGCCCAUCGGGAAAACUCACCGGCGGUUCAAAAAGUGUCAAUCUUGGUUCCCAAAAUGUCAUCACUACUUUUGACAAGAAUCUAUUAAUCGAUUUGAGCAAACUUUCCAUUAAAAAUGUCAUCUGUCAAAGUCGAUAUUCUGUAGUUCAUCAAGGAUUAUAUAAAUCCCGCCCUGUUGCGAUAAAAGUAAUACAGCCAGCGAGAGCCUCAAAUGUAAGUCCUGUGAGGAAGAAGAAAUUCGAGAGGGAAAUUACCUUGCUAUCUAGAGUGAAACAUGAAAACAUUGUGAAGUUUAUUGGUGCAUCCAUGGAACCAACUUUGAUAUUAGUCAUGGAGUUAGUGAAAGGUGAUACACUUGAGAAGUACCUGUGGAGCAUCCGACCACAUUGUCCGGAUUUGAAACUUUCUCUAAGUUUUGCAUUGGAAAUUUCUAAAGCAAUGGAGUAUUUGCAUGCAAUGGGCAUCAUUCACCGUAAUCUGAAGCCAAGUAAUCUACUCCUAAUGGAAGACGGGACAAAAAUUAAACUAGCUGACUUUGGGUUAGCUAGGGAAGAGACAGAAGCUGAAAUGACCAUGGGCACUGGUACAUUCCGCUGGAUGGCUCCUGAGUUGAUCGACAUAGAAGCAAUUAAUGACGGGGUGAAGAAACACUACAAUCAUAAAGUAGACGUCUACAGUUUCUCGAUGGUUCUAUGGGAGCUACUCACCAACAAUACGCCAUUCGAGGGAAGCAGCAGCAUUAUGGCAGCAUAUGCUACAGCUAAAAAAGAAAGGCCAAGCACAGAUGACAUUCCUAAGGAGAUUAAACCCCUCAUCACAAAUUGUUGGUCGGAGGAUCCAGCUGAUCGACCAGAAUUUGAGAAAAUAUCGAAGUUCCUAGCAAAUCACCUUGGCGUUGAAUAUACCCCAGAAGCAAUAAAUCCAAAUCCCUCUGUGAUGCAGCCAGAGAUUACUGAUAUUUCUGGCACCAGUAAGAAGAAGAAGAAGAAGAGCAAGGGUUUGUUAUGCUGUUUCAGCACGUAGGGGCAUGAUAACAUGACAAUCGAAUAGGUGCAGUGACUUUUCGUUAGUUCUUAAAUAAUUGAUGCAAGUCCUAUAGUUAGUAUAGUCUCUAAAUUACACCAUUCAUUCAUUGUUGAACACUGUACAGAAAAUUAAGCAAUAUAUAGCAUCUUGUAAAGAGAAAACAGGAAAAUAUGGAAAAGUGUAUAUAGCGUAU
Solanum dulcamara is the source of this 1304-nucleotide messenger RNA. Its product is annotated as serine/threonine/tyrosine-protein kinase HT1-like. Gene Ontology annotation, molecular function: ATP binding; protein kinase activity. The record is from RefSeq and is a predicted model, not a curated record. NCBI's taxonomy places the organism in Eukaryota, Viridiplantae, Streptophyta, Magnoliopsida, Solanales, Solanaceae. Bases 29 to 1108 code for a protein of 359 amino acids. The transcript has 6 exons. Gene Ontology annotation, biological process: protein phosphorylation.